AUGCGCAGACUCAGUUCCUGGAGGAAGAUGGCGACAGCCGAGAAGCAGAAGCACGACGGGCGGGUGAAGAUCGGCCACUACAUCCUGGGCGACACGCUGGGCGUCGGCACCUUCGGGAAAGUGAAGGUUGGCAAGCAUGAAUUGACUGGGCAUAAAGUUGCUGUGAAGAUACUCAAUCGGCAGAAGAUUCGAAGCCUUGAUGUGGUAGGAAAAAUCCGCAGAGAAAUUCAAAACCUCAAGCUUUUCAGGCAUCCUCAUAUAAUUAAAUUGUACCAGGUCAUCAGUACACCAUCUGAUAUUUUCAUGGUGAUGGAAUAUGUCUCAGGAGGAGAGCUAUUUGAUUAUAUCUGUAAAAAUGGAAGGAAAUCUGAUGUACCUGGAAUAGUAAGAACAGGCUCGAUGAAGGAGCUGGAUGAAAAAGAAAGUCGACGUCUGUUUCAGCAAAUCCUUUCUGGUGUGGAUUAUUGUCACAGGCAUAUGGUGGUUCACAGAGAUUUGAAACCUGAAAAUGUCCUGCUUGAUGCACACAUGAAUGCAAAGAUAGCUGAUUUUGGUCUUUCAAACAUGAUGUCAGAUGGUGAAUUUUUAAGAACAAGUUGUGGCUCACCUAACUAUGCUGCUCCAGAAGUAAUUUCAGGAAGACUCUAUGCAGGCCCUGAGGUGGACAUAUGGAGCAGUGGGGUUAUUCUCUAUGCUUUAUUAUGUGGAACGCUUCCGUUUGAUGAUGAUCAUGUGCCAACUCUUUUUAAAAAGAUAUGUGAUGGGAUUUUUUAUACCCCUCAAUACUUAAAUCCUUCUGUGAUUAGCCUUUUGAAGCAUAUGCUGCAGGUGGAUCCCAUGAAGAGGGCCACAAUAAAAGAUAUCAGGGAACACGAAUGGUUUAAACAGGACCUUCCCAAAUAUCUCUUUCCUGAAGACCCAUCAUAUAGUUCAACCAUGAUUGAUGAUGAAGCCUUAAAAGAAGUAUGUGAAAAAUUUGAAUGCUCUGAAGAGGAGGUUCUCAGCUGCCUUUAUAAUAGAAAUCACCAGGACCCUCUGGCCGUUGCCUAUCACCUAAUCAUAGAUAACAGGAGAAUUAUGAACGAAGCCAAAGAUUUCUACUUGGCAACAAGCCCACCUGAUUCUUUUCUUGAUGAUCACCAUUUAACUCGGCCCCAUCCAGAAAGAGUACCAUUCCUGGUUGCCGAAACACCAAGGGCACGCCAUACCCUUGAUGAAUUAAACCCACAGAAAUCUAAACAUCAAGGUGUAAGGAAAGCAAAAUGGCAUUUGGGAAUUAGAAGUCAAAGUCGACCAACUGAUAUCAUGGCAGAAGUAUGUAGAGCAAUUAAGCAAUUGGAUUAUGAAUGGAAGGUUGUAAACCCAUAUUAUUUGCGUGUUCGAAGGAAGAAUCCUGUGACAAGCACCUAUUCCAAAAUGAGUCUACAGUUAUACCAAGUGGAUAGUAGAACUUAUUUGUUGGAUUUCCGUAGUAUUGAUGAUGAAAUUACAGAAGCCAAAUCAGGGACUGCUACUCCACAGAGAUCAGGAUCAAUUAGCAACUAUCGAUCUUGCCAAAGGAAUGACUCAGAUGCUGAGGCCCAAGGAAAAUCCUCAGAAGUUUCUCUUACCUCAUCUGUGACCUCACUUGACUCUUCUCCUGUUGACUUAGCUCCAAGACCCGGAAGUCACACAAUAGAAUUUUUUGAAAUGUGUGCAAAUCUCAUUAAAAUCCUUGCACAAUAAACCUAAAAUGUUGCUUAUUUGUUUCAUAGCAAUAAGCAUGCAUAAUAAACAAUAGCCAAAUGCUUCCAUUUGUAAUCAAGUUUUAUAUAUAUAUAUACACACAAUUAUAACUAAAGAUUGGCCUUUUGAAAUGCAAUUUGCACAGGGAUUGGAACAUGACUGAAAAUUACAGCCUCAUGUGCAGAAAUGAAUUAAGAUUAUUUUGUUGUUUAUUGUUCAGUAGGCAUAUACAUAACAUAUAAUGAAUUAUAGAUCUCUCAGGCUCACUUGAUUUUUGGCUAUUUUAUAUUUGGUGUACACAGGGCUAUUUAGAUGAUUAAUUUACCAUAAAGGCCUUCAUGUGUUAUUACAUGCUGAUGUGUUCUAUAUUUGCUUUAUAAAUUUAUUCAAUAAAUACUUGCCUAGACUCCGUAGACUUUCACAGUUGAUAAUUGUUUUCUGGGUUCCUUAAAUAGCUAGUAUUUCACAGUAGUAGUUAGAGUUUGGAUGAUUUCUCCCAUACCUCCCUUAAAAUUCUACAUUAUAUGGUAGAUCAUAUCAGAUAGUAGAAUCAAUUUAAAAUAUUCCUUUAGCUUGGUUAGUCUCAUACACGUAGAUAUUCUAGGCCCUAAGUUUAAUCUUAAAAUUUGUUCCCCUAUGCCCUGUAUAUAAAAUGUUCUAUUUGUUUUAAGAGCUGAGUUACAUAAACUGUAAAUAAAUUGUUGCUUUUGCCAAAUUCACAAAUUCUUGCUUAUCAUGUCAGUAAAUAUGGAAUAUAUGCAGAAAUUUCGAAUCAUUUAAUCCUAUAUCUGACAAAUAGAUUCAGUGCAUAAAAGAAACAUCUUUUAGAAUCUUUAAGCUCUUGGAUAUAAGUGUUUUAUUUGAAGAUAGCAUUUUCACCCCAAUUUUUUUUAACAAAUAACUUUUAGAAAAAGAAAUGUUCAAAAAUUGUAGGGUGAUGAGAUGUAUGUAUAUUACUUAGAUUUGGCAGUUAACUUUUUAAUAGUUUCUUUACACAGAUUUACGUAUGUAUAAUGAUAAAGCUAGUUAUGCAUAUAUUUGUGUGUGUCUCUUGAACUGUUUAGAUGUGUACAUAUUUAUCACCUCUAAGCAUCUCCUAAAAUAUUCUAAAAAUCCCCUGAAUUUGCUAUGAAAUUUAUAUUUCCCUAAUAUUCAUACUUAGAUUUCAUUUGUCCUUAAAAUUUCUAUUUUAACUGGUUAUUUCAAAUUAGAAAAGAAUUAAAGCUUGCACCUUACAUUUGGUAUUAACAUUUUAGAUUAACAUUGUAUUUUUGUAAAAUGGGGAGCAAAUCCAUUCUUCUAGUUGGUCAAAGGUUCAAGUUUUAAUUAUUUUUCUUUAAUGCUUCAAUAUCCUAAAGAUCUCUGAUUAGAUAUCUAUUUCCCCUCUCAUGUAAUACACAUAGUAGCUGAAAAUGAUUGAAUUAAAGUGACCUCAGAUAAAACUGACAUUAUGUAUGUAGAUAAAAAAUAUAUCACCCAUAUUUGCCUUAUACUAUUUUAACUCCAACGAAUUGGUGCUGGGGAUAUAGCUGUGUGUUAAAAAGAGUGUUUGCCUGGCAUGUGCAGGGCCCUAAGUUUGAUCUCUAGCACCACAAAACAAAAGCAAAAUCCUUUUUGUGGAUGUUAAUCCUUUUCCUAUUCCAAUAUUGCUAUCUUCUUUUCCACUAUUUUAGGAUGUUGUAAAACUGUGAGCACUUAGGUAAGCAGAUGGUAAUAUACUCAGGUGUCACCAAAGCUUCCGUAAAGGGUGACCCUAGCUUAUGGUGACUCCAGUACCUCUAGACUCAUGCACUGAAUUCAGAACAAAAAUCUUGAUUCAUUUUGUCUUCUAUUCUUUGAAUUUGAAAAUUGUACAAAGAAUGGAAGUUCCAUUUAAAUAGUAGUUCAAAACUAUGUUGUCUGUGGCCCUAUGUGUGGGGUUUGUUUUACUUAACGCUAACUGCAGCAUUUUAUUUCUGAUGCUAAGAGCAGAAGACUGCAUUUUUUAAAAAAGUGUUACAGAUUUGUAUAUAGAACUAAGUAAUAUCUCUACCAACAGUUGUGGGGAGGGAAGGACAAAAGGAGGAACCAGUUAAUUAGGACCUUCAAAAAAUUAUUAAUUUUGUAAGCUUUCUAAGUUAUUUUGAUUUAUUUACUGAGUUUUAUUUUGAAGAUAUUUAAAUAUUGCACUUGUACAAAUAGUAUAAAUGUGAACUAUUACAGCAAAAUCUUUUUUAAGCUACUAGUAUUUGAAGUGACAACUUUUGGUUGUGUCUAUCAAGGUUGCAAUGGAAUUUUCACAGAUUAUUGUAGCUUGCAGAUUCUUACUAAUACUGAAGAUGAACAGAGUCAAUGCAAAUGAUUUUUAAUCUUUUUUUAUUAUCUUUUCAGCAAUUUAUAUUUUUUUGUGAUUUUAUGCAACUGUAUUUUUACUUUGUCUUGACAACUGAAAGAUGUAUAUGGUUUUUGCCAGGAAAGUACUGUAUACAUAGUUUUAAAUGUAACAGAUUUUACUGAUGUGUAAAAAAAGUUGCCAUUAAAAUUGAUUUCUCACAGACAGGAACUUUUCUAUCAAGUUGAGGCAUAUGCGAGCUUAAUAUAUCGUAUCUAAUUUAAAAUAAUUUCAGUGAAAUAAAUGCGAUUGGUCUUA
Messenger RNA from Dipodomys spectabilis (banner-tailed kangaroo rat), 4354 nucleotides. It is a transcript of the gene Prkaa1, whose product is annotated as protein kinase AMP-activated catalytic subunit alpha 1. The record is from RefSeq and is a predicted model, not a curated record. The transcript is spliced from 10 exons. Gene Ontology annotation, molecular function: ATP binding; AMP-activated protein kinase activity. Lineage: Eukaryota; Metazoa; Chordata; Mammalia; Rodentia; Heteromyidae. Gene Ontology annotation, biological process: protein phosphorylation; intracellular signal transduction. Bases 1 to 1725 code for a protein of 574 amino acids. Gene Ontology annotation, cellular component: cytoplasm.